Molecule: messenger RNA, 753 nt
Organism: Neurospora hispaniola
Lineage: Eukaryota; Fungi; Ascomycota; Sordariomycetes; Sordariales; Sordariaceae
Exons: 1
Coding region: 1-753 (250 amino acids)
Source: RefSeq, a predicted model, not a curated record
AUGCCCACCUCGGACUUGGGUUGUCACAAGUGUCGACAGCUUCGCAUUUCCAAGCAAGACCCGGCGUCCAUGAAUGGAUUACCAACUGAAGUGACCGGAACGCCGGAUGACUCAGGCCAACAUUGUCGACUGCCCGGUCUCAGGACAUUCAACGCAUCGUCUACUGCGACGUUGAUGUUCUCGUCAGGGCGUGGCACAACAACAACAAGACAAGACUUGGGAUGCUUUGAUUAUUCCAUUCAAAGCAUGUCGCUCAUCAUCGGUUUCACAUCCUAUAAUGGCCGUUGUCUGGAUGAUCACAGGCGUCGCAACAUGGGAAUGCCUUCUCUGGCUUCUGCGGGAUUGGUCGUGAAACGGUUCCGUCCAUCCGGACAUCCAAUCAGCGACACCACCUCCGGGUCUUCGAGGGAUGGUACAGUAUGUACAGUGGCGGAAGAGCCCUACAGGAUGCACGACACCCCCAAAUCGCCCCAAUGCUCCCGUUCUUCAGCGCAUCAGAAGCGUACGGGUUUCGAUGGCGCACCACUCCGGCCCGUUGCAUGGAUGUGGUGCCGCUGUGUACCUAUCAUUUCCAUUUUGGGUCACGCAGCGUCGACGACACCAUCACGAUACUACACAGUACCUCAAGUCGAUCCAGUCUCUUCCGACAGUUCAAGUGAUGCCAAGUCCAUGGUGGUAUUUGGCGUGGUGAUUUGUUUUUGUCGUUUGUAUCAUGAUGGCUCUUCAGGCGAGCAGCUUGCCUCACGCUCAUAG